UGAGGAGAGUAUGAGGCGAGCUCUGGCCCGGGUGCGGCCGGGCUUCGGGGGCGAAGGCGUCGCCGCCAUCUAAGUCGCUGCGCCCGCCCGCGAGGCCCGGCGCGCGGAUGGUGCCUGUGCGGCUCGGGAGCUGAUCGCGCGUCCCCUCCCCUGCCCCCUCCCCCACGCGGUGGGCUACCCUCCCACCCGGCCCGGUGGAGCCAUGUCUCGGGGUGGCUCCUGUCCACACCUGUUGUGGGACGUGAGGAAACGGUCCCUCGGGCUGGAGGACCCGUCCCGGCUGCGGAGCCGCUACCUGGGAAGAAGAGAAUUUAUCCAAAGAUUAAAACUUGAAGCAACCCUGAAUGUGCACGAUGGCUGUGUUAAUACAAUCUGUUGGAAUGAAACUGGAGAAUAUAUUUUAUCUGGCUCAGAUGACACCAAGUUAGUAAUUAGUAAUCCUUACAGCAGAAAGGUUUUGACGACAAUCCGCUCCGGGCACCGAGCCAACAUCUUCAGCGCGAAGUUCUUGCCGUGCACGAACGACAAGCAGAUCGUGUCCUGCUCUGGGGACGGCGUGAUCUUCUACACCAACGUCGAGCAGGACGCGGAGACCAACAGACAGUGCCAGUUCACAUGCCACUACGGGACUACCUACGAGAUCAUGACCGUGCCCAACGACCCGCACACCUUCCUCUCCUGCGGCGAGGACGGGACCGUCAGGUGGUUCGACACGCGCAUCAAAACCAGCUGCUCCAAAGAAGACUGCAAAGACGAUAUUUUAAUUAACUGCCGGCGGGCCGCCACUUCCGUAGCGAUCUGCCCGCCGGUGCCGUACCACCUGGCCGUGGGCUGUUCGGACAGCUCGGUGCGAAUAUACGAUCGGAGGAUGCUGGGCACGAGGGCUACAGGGAACUACGCGGGCCGGGGCACGGCCGGGAUGGUGGCCCGCUUCCUGCCCCCGCAUCUCAGCAACAAGUCCUGCAGGGUGACGUCCCUGUGCUACAGCGAGGACGGCCAGGAGGUGCUGGUGAGCUACUCCUCGGACUACAUCUAUCUGUUCGACCCCAAGGACGACACCGCGCGGGAGCUGCGGACACCCUCCGCGGACGAGAGGAGGGAGGAGCUGCGGCAGCCCCCGGUGAAGCGUCUGAGACUCCGCGGCGACUGGUCGGACACUGGACCCCGCGCGAGGCCCGAGAGUGAGCGCGAGCGAGAUGGAGAGCAAAGUCCCAAUGUGUCGCUGAUGCAGAGAAUGUCCGACAUGUUGUCCAGGUGGUUCGAAGAAGCAAGCGAGGUGGCACAGAGCAGUCGAGGCCGAGGACGGGCCCAGUCCGCAGGUGGGACAGGUCCGUUGGAGGUGUCGGCUCUUCCCGGGGCCCCGUCAGGCACUGGCGUGGACGUGAGUGACGCGGUGAUGGACAUCGACACUCCGGCCGAGCAGCUUCUGCAGCCUUCCGCGUCCUCCCUGGCGCCUGCAACUGAGAGCCCCCCGCCGCCGCCGCCGCCUCUGCAGCCCUCCCCAGACCGGGAGCUCAGGCCGUCCGCCGCAGCAUCUGGACAGCACGCACAGCGUCAGUCUGAAUUUUUAAGGGGGCCUGAGAUAGCUUUGCUCCGUAAGCGGCUGCAACAACUGAGGCUUAAGAAGGCCGAGCAGCAGAGGCAGCAGGAGCUGGCCGCGCAGGCGUGCCCGCAGCCCGCCCCCCAGGACCCGCGAGCCGCAGUGACCAGUGCGGCAACAGGAACACGUGGCACAGCGCUGUGGUGGGAUGAAGCGGCUGAAAUAACUGCGCUGCAGGUGUGGCGUUCGCAGCAAGCUCUGGGCCUGAUGUCGAAUGCAGCCGAGCAAAGAGAUAACAGUAAUGAAAAGCUGAGCCCCAAGCCAGGGACAGGGGAACCCGUUUUAAGUUUGCACUACAGCACAGAGGGGACAACCGCGAGCACAAUAAAACUGGACUUUACAGACGAAUGGAGCAGCACUUCCUCCAGCUCCAGAGGGAGCGGGACCCACAGCAAGUCCGAGGGGCCGGAGGGGGCCCCGGUCCCCCAGAGCUCAGAGCCGCCUGCAGCGGGAGACGGCGAGACAGGAGCUGCGGAGGACGGCACCGCUCGGCCGGAAGGCGCGUCUGCGGAAACGGCAGCGCAGAGCCGGGCCGGCAGGGCACCGUCCGCCCGGCGCUCGCCCGAGCCCGGGGACCCCAGCGCAGGCGAGAGGGGCGACCUGGACCCCGAGAGUCCGGCUGGGGCUCCGGAAGACGCCGCUUCGUCUGAGGCGGGCCGAGGGCCGGCCACGCCCGACGGAGCCGGCGCUGAGGCCACCGCCCGGCGCCGCAGCCCCAGCCCCGAGCCUCUGUGUCGGGCGGCGGCCGUCGGGCCCGCACUCCCCGAGGAGGCCUCGGCCGCGGACGCGGCUCUGCAGGACACAGACGACAGUGACGACGACCCGGUCCUGAUCCCAGGGGCCCGGUACCGAGCAGGACCUGGGGAUAGAUUUAAUGUCAGAGGAACCACAAUAGGUGAUAGGAUAAAGAGACGCUCUGCUGUUGCCCGCAUUCAGGAGUUCUUCCGGCGGAGGAAAGAGAGGAAGGAAAUGGAAGAGCUGGACACGCUGAACAUCAGAAGGCCGCUGGUGAAGAUGGUGUAUAAGGGCCACCGCAACUCCAGGACAAUGAUAAAAGAAGCCAAUUUCUGGGGUGCGAACUUCGUGAUGAGCGGGUCCGACUGCGGCCACAUCUUCAUCUGGGACCGGCACACCGCCGAGCACCUGAUGCUGCUGGAGGCCGACAACCACGUGGUGAACUGCCUGCAGCCGCACCCCUUCGACCCGAUUCUGGCCUCGUCUGGCAUCGACUACGACAUAAAGAUCUGGUCCCCGCUGGAGGAGUCGAGGAUUUUCAACCGCAAACUCGCUGACGAGGUCAUCACCCGCAACGAGCUGAUGCUGGAGGAGACCCGGAACACCAUCACCGUGCCCGCCUCCUUCAUGCUGAGGAUGCUGGCCUCGCUGAACCACAUCCGCGCCGACCGGCUGGAGGGCGACCGGUCGGAGGGCUCCGGCCAGGAGAACGACAACGAGGACGAGGGCUGAGCGCCUGGAGCGGCCGGCGCCGAGCCAGCGUGCUGGAAUUCGUACGAGACAUUGUUAUGUUUUUCCCUUUACAGAGCUUCAGUGCAAUUUUAAGAUUAUGGUUUGUGGAGUCUUCCCUUUUGGGGGACAGCUGGCGUUGGUGUGGAAUGACUGUGUGCAUGAACUUGGGCGAGUGUGUCAGCCAGACCCAGCAGGUGUCUUCAGCCCUAGUGCCCUGCGUGAGCCGUGCUAGCCUCGAAGUGCAAUACCCCUCACCUCCAGGCGGGGGAGCCGGAUCGACAUUGGAGAGCAAUUCUCGUGUAGUGACAAUGUUGGUUCCAAUAAAUUUCUACACUUGCCAUUUGCAUGUUUGUUGCUUUCUGAUUAAAGAAGCUGGUGGUUUUAAGAUCUCC
Molecule: messenger RNA, 3459 nt
Organism: Phyllostomus hastatus (greater spear-nosed bat)
Lineage: Eukaryota; Metazoa; Chordata; Mammalia; Chiroptera; Phyllostomidae
Gene: DCAF6
Product: DDB1 and CUL4 associated factor 6
Exons: 22
Coding region: 203-3067 (954 amino acids)
Biological process (GO): positive regulation of transcription by RNA polymerase II
Cellular component (GO): Cul4-RING E3 ubiquitin ligase complex; cytoplasm
Molecular function (GO): protein binding
Source: RefSeq, a predicted model, not a curated record